This is a messenger RNA of Phytophthora nicotianae INRA-310, 120 nucleotides long. RefSeq lists its product as hypothetical. The record is from RefSeq and is a predicted model, not a curated record. The transcript has a single exon. NCBI's taxonomy places the organism in Eukaryota, Oomycota, Peronosporomycetes, Peronosporales, Peronosporaceae. Bases 1 to 120 code for a protein of 39 amino acids.
AUGCCGACAACAUACCUGCACGUUCUGGAGGAAACUGUCAAAACCCGCCGAAUAGCGAAGACAAGUGCCACAUUCAAGGAGCGACUGGAUGCAGUGAUCGUCCUGUUACUCACGUGGUGA